AUGAACUGUCGUAGACAAGUUCAAGCCGAGUAUCCCGGAGGUGCAGUUAGCGAGGAAUGGUCACAAUCACUGUUAAUCGCGAUUUCGAAACGUGUUCUUAUCGAUGGCGUUCCCGUGGAUGACGAUGAUUUGCUGCCACCACUGGAUUUCGAAGCACACAUAUUGAGCACUCAAAUGGUACGUCUGGAAUGGACACCACCAGCUGGAGCACUUUCAGAUGGUCAGCACUACUACAUUGUAAAUGUGAAGCAACUGACGUCCGAGGAUAACUCGCCAUUGCUCCGACAACAAAUCAAAAUUGAGGGGAACAGUUUUACGCUGAGUAACUUGAAACCCGGUGAACGCUAUGAGUUGACCAUACGAUCCGCUUCAAGUCCAGAACGUGUCUCCAGUACAGCAGCUAUCGUUGAAAUCACCAUGCCCCGAGAAGAUGAGUACUUCGAAGUGGGCAAUCUCAUUAUCAGUUCGCACUUCAAAGGUACCGGUCAGGGAGUCGUCAAUCUCACUUGGGAGGUUCCGGAAAAGAUGCAAAACAAAGUCAAAGCCUACGAUGUCCAAUUUACGGAAGCUGGUGUGGAAAAUUGGCAGCAGCUGCAGUUCAGUGGUGAUCGUCCAUCAGCUAGCUUAACCACUCUAAAA
Messenger RNA from Gongylonema pulchrum, 639 nucleotides. The record is from the annotation of a GenBank genome assembly. Lineage: Eukaryota; Metazoa; Nematoda; Chromadorea; Rhabditida; Gongylonematidae.